AUGAGCCCAUUGCAAUAUGCUGCGCGAGCAGGCGUUGGUGAGCCUCUGAGACAGAGUGAUUAUUUUACUACUAGCAGAAGCGACCAGCCAGGUCCCGGGUGGUAUUUUGAUGGAACUGGAUAUCAAGCACCCCACAAGUCUGGGGGAUUCAGAGACUAUCUCGCCAUUGUGAAGCUAUUAGUCGCUCACGGUGCCGAUCCCAACAAAGCACACGACGACUAUUGGAGGGAAGCUCAGGGAGGUCCUCUUUAUUGUGCGGCAUGGUCGGGUGCGACUGAGAUCGUCCAGUUUUUGAUUGAUGUGGGAGCUGAUGUAAAUGAAAUGCGCUUCACGCUAAACACUACUGCGCUUCAUGCUGCGGCGCGAAAUGGCCACCUUGAUGUGGUUGGAAAGUUACUCGUCAAUGGCGCCAAUGUCAAUGCGAGAGAUUUGGUAGGACAUACACCCUUGGAUCGCGCGAAGUUCGCUGCAAAACUGGUUGAUGAAGGUAAAAAUCAUCACAGAUAUGGAUGUGUCUGGGAUGAGAGAACUAUAUGUCUUUUCGAAGCAAAUAUUCCAAACUAUCAUCGGGUGGUCGAAAUGCUCAUUACCCAUGGGGGUGAAGUCGGAAGAGAGGACUUCAGACCGUGGUAG
Molecule: messenger RNA, 633 nt
Organism: Penicillium manginii
Lineage: Eukaryota; Fungi; Ascomycota; Eurotiomycetes; Eurotiales; Aspergillaceae
Product: ankyrin repeat domain-containing protein
Exons: 1
Coding region: 1-633 (210 amino acids)
Molecular function (GO): protein binding
Source: RefSeq, a predicted model, not a curated record